Eufriesea mexicana is the source of this 1128-nucleotide messenger RNA. RefSeq names its product odorant receptor 82a. The coding region runs from base 1 to 1128 and encodes 375 amino acids. Gene Ontology annotation, biological process: sensory perception of smell; detection of chemical stimulus involved in sensory perception of smell. Gene Ontology annotation, cellular component: plasma membrane. Gene Ontology annotation, molecular function: olfactory receptor activity; odorant binding. Lineage: Eukaryota; Metazoa; Arthropoda; Insecta; Hymenoptera; Apidae. The record is from RefSeq and is a predicted model, not a curated record. The transcript is spliced from 6 exons.
AUGUCAUCGUUAAACACGAUUAGUCCCUCUGUUAAGUUUGGCCUCCGUUUCUCUGGUAUCUGGCCUAGAACACCGUACCCGUUUAUACACAAGUUCAUCUGGAUGACAGUACUGUCUGCGCUUCAGAUUUAUCAAUACAGAUACAUCAUCAUGCAUUUCAGAUCUGAAGAUCUUAUGGAUCUAGUAAAUAACUUGAGCAUCACCAUGUCCAUCAGUAUGGUGCUCCUCAAGCUGAUCGUUUCUUGGGCAAAUUAUGGCGUGUUAUCUGACAUAUUGUAUACUAUGGAAGAGGAUUGUCAAAAUUAUGCCAUUAUGGAUGUGAAUAAUUUGAUAUCGAAAACAGGACAGUUCUCUUAUUAUGUGACAAGCCUAAUCAUGGGUUCGGGUUUAGUGGCCGUGAUAUUUUAUAUCACCGGUACUGUUGGAUUUCAAGGAGCCAACGAUACGAUGUCACGGAAGCUCCUUUUCAAAAUGGAUUUGCCAUUUAAGGCCUAUGAAUCUCCGAAUUAUGAACUUAUUGUAACUACACAAUUCCUUAUUCACUUUUCAGUAGGUAUUGCAUUUGGAACAUUCAGCGCUUUCCUUCUCAUGGUGGUAUUUCACGCAGGAUGUCAAAUCGAUAUCAUGUGUCAGUACUUAAUGGAGGUUACUAAUAAAAAUGAAAAUCACUUAAAAUUCUUCAUUAAUCGCUACCAAGAAAUCAUUGUUUUUACACAGAAAAUCGAGAAAGUUUUUACAUAUAUAGCUCUCGGUCAGCUUGUGUCAAACACUAUAGUUACGAGCUGUAAAGGAUUUCUUAUUGUAGUCGCAAUAAGUGAAGGACAAGGAGCGCCUAUAUUGAUUCAAUCUAUUUUAUUUUAUGCAGUUAUCUGUUUAGAGGUGUUUAUAUAUUGUUUCGCUGGAGAAUAUCUUCGUAUUAAGAGCAAGCUACUCGGUGACGCAGUAUACGAUUAUCUUUGGUACGAUUUACCGGCACGCGAAAGCCAGCUUCUGGUACCUGUCAUAUUAAGGUCUCAAAAGGGUUUCACAUUGACAUUCGGAAAAUUUUCAAAUCUCUCCUUGGAAAGUUUCGCGAAUAUUAUGAAACUUUCGACAUCGUAUAUGACGGUACUUCUGGCAGCCUAUUGA